AUGGAUAAUUUAAUUAUGGCACAUUCUUCAAUGAGAGUUAACGUUAUUUUUAUACCUAAAAUUAUUGGUGAAAUUAAUUUAAAUGUUAAUUUACAAUUUAAUAAUGAAAUUUUAUCAAAUUUAAUUAUUAAAUCAAUUGUUUUUUCAACUGAAUUUGAAAAUAAUCAAUUAAUUGGUUUAAAUACAAUUAGAAAUAUUUUAAUUUUAGAUGAAUUUGGUAAACAAACAAUUUCAAAAUUAGAUUUUGGUGAAUUUUUUAAAGGUCAAACUUCUUUUAAAUUAAUUACUUUAAGAAAUCAAAGUAGUACUGAUACUUUUGAUGUUUUUUUUGGAUUGACUAGUAAUUCUAAUAAUUCUAAUAAUAAUAAUAGUAAUAAUAAUAAUAGUAGUAAUAGUAGUAAUAACAAUAACAAUUGGUAG
Messenger RNA from Naegleria gruberi, 420 nucleotides. RefSeq lists its product as uncharacterized. Lineage: Eukaryota; Heterolobosea; Eutetramitea; Acrasida; Naegleriidae. The record is from RefSeq and is a predicted model, not a curated record. The coding region runs from base 1 to 420 and encodes 139 amino acids. The transcript has a single exon.